Messenger RNA from Dujonia railenensis, 1575 nucleotides. Lineage: Eukaryota; Fungi; Ascomycota; Pichiomycetes; Serinales; Debaryomycetaceae. The record is from the annotation of a GenBank genome assembly.
AUGAAGAGACCCGAGGACCUUGAUUCUGAAAAUAUUGACAAAAAACCAAGACUAGACAUAGAAGGAAAUAGUAUCGUAGAAAUGUCAGCUGAGAAUAAUAGCCAUCGCGAUGAGAAUUUCACAAGUGUUGGAGAUCAAGUUGAAGAAGUUGAUCACAAUCAGGGUAUCACCAAUACUGGUAUGACCGAUGUAGAGGGACACCCAGUUCAAGAGAUUGAAUCUUUGUGUAUGAAUUGUCAUGAAAAUGGUACCACGAGGUUACUUUUGACCAAAAUUCCAUUCUUCAGGGAGAUCAUUAUCAUGUCGUUCGCCUGUUCCCAUUGUGGAUUUAAGAAUUCUGAAAUCCAACCAGCUGCUCAAAUUGCUGAAAAAGGAUCCCGUUACAUCCUCAAGAUUGAAAACAAGAAGGACUUCAAUAGGCAAGUAGUCAAGUCCGAGAGUGCCACUUGUAGAUUUGCAGAGUUAGACAUUGAGAUUCCUCCAAAGAGGGGCCAAUUGACCAACGUUGAAGGCUUAUUGCAAGAAAUGAUUGAUGACUUAGAAUCCGAUCAACCUGCUAGAAGAGAACAACAACCAGAGAUAUUCACCAAGAUUGCUGAAGUAAUCGCCAAGGUUAAGUCUUACAUCAAUGCUGAACCAAAUACGUUACCAUUGACCUUGACUGUUGACGAUCCAGCUGGUAAUUCGUGGAUUGAGUAUGCACCAGGUGAAUCGACUCAUAAAUGGUCAAUGUACGAGUAUGGAAGAACUGCUGAACAAAAUGUCUUUUUAGGGUUAAUCUCAGAAGAUGAAGUUGCUCAGCAGAGAUUGUUGGAUUCCAAAAACAAGAAAGCUGCAACUGAUAAGAACAUAUCAAGUCAAGUUAAAAAAGAUCAAGAAACCGCUACUACUGCAGACUCUGCAGACUCUUCAGCUAACCCUAAAACUACAGGUUUUCUUUCUGAUGAAACUGAAAUUGAAAACCUUGCCAACGAAGUUCAAACCUUUACUGCAACUUGUUCCUCAUGUUUCGAACCUUGUGAAACUCACAUGAAAACGGUGAACAUUCCACAUUUCAAAGAUGUUAUCCUUAUGUCUACUGUUUGUGACCACUGUGGAUACAAGUCCAAUGAAGUUAAAACUGGAGGUUCUAUUCCAGAUUUUGGUAAGAAGAUUGUUCUCAAAGUCACUGAUCCAGAAGACUUAGCAAGAGAUAUUUUGAAAUCUGAGACAUGUGGAUUGAACAUUCCAGAAUUGAACUUGGAUUUAACUCCCGGUACCCUUGGAGGUAGAUUUACUACCAUUGAAGGUUUAUUGACUCAAGUUUAUGAAGAAUUACAUGGUAGAGUAUUCACUCAAACUUCAGACUCUAUGGAUGAAGAAACCAAACAAAGAUGGACUACCUUCUUUGCUAGAUUGCAAGAUGCUGUGGACGGUAAGAUUGGAUUUACCAUCGUAAUGGUUGACCCAUUAGCUUCAAGUUAUAUCCAAAAUGUCUAUGCUCCAGAUGUUGAUCCUAAUAUGACCACUGAAGAAUUCGAGAGAACUCACGAACAAAAUGAAGAUUUAGGUCUAAACGACAUGAAAACUGAUUAA